UACACCAGCUGGCUGGCCGCCUUUUGUUUACUCCAUCCAGAAGACUAAAGUUACCCUGCAGUCGAGUUCUGCGUCUGCAGGCGAUGCAUGUACCACACGUCCGGAAUAACGGGGUUUGUGCCACAGCUUUAACCCUCUCACAGACCGUAUAAAGCCCUGAAGAUAUCCUGUUCACAUUGCUCCAACUUACGUAAGAAUGGUCUUGUACAGAGGAGUGGCGGGACAGAGAGGAUGAUCUCACCCGAGUGUUACAUUUAGUCAGCCUGCUCUGCAUUUGUGAAGCCCCUGACAGCAACGAGGGAGAGGGAACCAAAACAAGGAAAAGAUGUUCAGACAGUCGGAGUCAGGCAGGCGGCAUGCGAAUGGCCAGCCAACCAGUCGUGUGAGGGGUGUGGAGGUCGCCCGGGGGAGGGCAGGAUACGGCUUCACCCUGUCGGGCCAGUCACCCUGCGUGUUGAGCUGCGUUCUGAAAGGUAGCCCUGCUGACUACGUGGGGCUGCGCUCUGGGGACCAGAUCCUCAGCGUCAACGACAUCAACGUGUCGAAGGCGUCUCACGAGGACGUGGUGAAGCUGAUCGGCCGUUGCUCGGGCGUGCUGCGCCUGGUCAUCGCCGAGGGCAAGCGCAGCGGCGGACAGCUGGACUCCUGCUCCAGCGACGAAGAGCUGGGCUUUCACGAGCAGAAGAGCCACUGGUUGAGGCCCAAGAUGGACUCCAAGGCGCUGGGGAUCGACCGGGCGGAGCGCGUGGUGGCCGAGAUGCAGUCUGGUGGGAUCUUCACCAUGAUCUUCGAGAGCUCCAGCCACUCCUCCAGCAGCUCGGAGAAAGCCGCCGCCUGCGCACCCUCCUCUAGACGCAGGCCCUUCUCGGAGCCGGACGCGGACGCGCGCCGGAGCGACCCCGACUUCCUGUCCGAAGAGGAGAUGGCCCGGGUGCUGCGUGACGACUCUGUGUUCGUGGACGCGUUCGAGGCGGAGCGGCACGACGACCUCGCUCCGCCGCCCGCUGCCGACCCGGCCGGCAUCCUCAACGUGGGCAUGAUCGUAGGCUACCUGGGCUCCAUCGAGCUGGCUUCCACCGGCGCCAACCUGGAGAGCGACAGCCUGCAGGCCAUCCGCGGCUGCAUGCGGCGUCUGCGGGCCGAGCAGAAGGUGCACUCGCUCGUGCUUCUCAAGGUCAUGCACGACUGCGUGCAGCUGUGCAGCGAGCGCGGCGCCGUGCUGGCCACGUACCCGGCCGAGAAGCUGGCCUUCAGCGCCGUCUGCCCGGACGACCGACGCUUCUUCGGCCUGGUCACCAUGCAGGCCACGGAGGGCCGCCGCGCCAGCCGUGAUCGGGACGAGGACUGGGGCCUGCGCACCUCCUGUCACGUCUUCAUCGUGGACCCGGAGCUGUGCCACCACAAGACCCACCAGGGUGUGGCACGACGCUUCGGCUUUGCCUGCACGCCGGACCCUGACACGGGCGGCUGCUUGGAGUUCCCGCCCACAUCCCAGCCGCUGCUGCAGUUUGUGUCUGUGCUCUACCGGGACAUGGGGGAGUCCAUCGAGGGCAUGCGUGCGCGGGCCUUCCUGGACGGCGACCAGGAUGCCCAGCAGAACAACAGCACUAGCAGCAACAGUGACAGUGGAAUAGGAAACUUCCUGCCCGAGGAGAAGAGCAACCGUGUCCUUCUGGUCGACCUGGGAGCCAACCCCACCCGUCACGUCCCCUCUGGCCUGUGGGAGACCCCGCAGGGGACUCGUAACCCCAGCACUCAGGGUGGUCUCCCCCCACCUCCACCCGUAUCCCACCGUAAUGGCUACAGACAUGAGCAGUUCGCAGAGCACUCUCAGCCCCACCCACACUCCCACACAGACCCGCCCCCGCAUCUAGGCGGGCACCUAAACCACUCCUCCCGGCCGGACGUGUCCGGCCUCCCCUCGCGCCCCCACCGCUACCCCGCCCACGGUAAGACGCCGGCAGGUACGGUGAGACAGCGUUGGCUGCCUGUUCACGUGCUCCGAGACUGGCGCCGGGGCCACAGCAGCGACCAGGACUCCUACGCGGAGUCCACCGACGGCUGGUCCAGCGCCAACUGCAGCACGCUCCCGCCUCCCAUGAGCAAGAUCCCCGCGGACCGGUACCGCGCGGCAGGCGAAAUCGCCUCCCCGCCCCACCGCCUCCGUGGCCACAAGGAUGAGUGGACCAAGAAGCUGUUCGGGGCUGAGAAGAGCUUUCGUGAGCACUGCCAGUUUCCUCAGCAGCGCAGCGGCAAGAGAACGAAAGAUUCUGAGAAAAAGAGUGGAAGGUUCCGGGGCGUCACUAUGGGAUUUCCCCAGCGAUCAUCUGGGCGGCGAUCUUUCGGACGCUCCAAGCGGCUCAGCCUGGCUCGCUCACUGGACGACCUGGAGUCUGCAGCUGUCUCCGAUGGCGAGCUGAACAGCGCAGACCUGAAGGGCUGCGGUAGUGAUAACAGCCUGAACAGCAACGCAAGCCUUCCCAGCGUGCAGUGCCACCGGAGACACACGGAGCGCCGUGUUGCAUCAUGGGCCGUCUGCUUCGAGCGCCUCCUGCAGGACCCCGUGGGCAUCCGCUACUUCUCCGAGUUUCUGAAGAAGGAGUUCAGUGAGGAGAAUAUCCUGUUCUGGCAAGCGUGUGAAUUUUUCAGCCAUGUUCCAGAAACGGACAAGAAACAGCUAUCCCAGAGAGCGAGAGAGAUCUACACCAGCUUCCUGUCCAGCAAGGCCACCACCCCAGUCAACAUCGACAGCCAGGCUCAGCUGGCCGACGACAUCCUUAAUGCGCCCAGGCCCGACAUGUUCAAGGAGCAACAGCUACAGAUCUUUAACCUGAUGAAAUUUGACAGUUACACCCGCUUCCUGAAGUCCUGUCUGUAUCAGGAGUGCAUGCUGGCAGAGGUGGAGGACCGUCCUCUGCCAGACCCCUGCCGCGUCCCUAGCAGCCCAACAUCCAAACACAGCACCAGCUCAGACCGCUCCAAUCUCUCCACACCCAAGAAGGAGGAGAAGAAGAGCAAAUCGGGAAAGUCACUCAAUGAGGAGAGCAAAGAUGAACAGAAUGACAGAAAGAAAGCUGGUUUCUUCUCCUGGUCCAGGAACCGGAGCUUCGGGAAAGGACCUAAGAAGAAAGACCUGGGAGAGUACAGCUUUACGGGCAGCAGUGGGCGCAGGGAGUCGCAGGGCUCCCUGUCUUCUGGCGCCAGCCUGGAGCUCGGCACCACCGCGUCUGGCAAGAACGAGGGAGGAGAGGUGUCGCGUAACUCCAUGUCAUUAUCUGAGCGUGCCGUGCGCUACUGUAACAUUAACCUGCCAGACGGUUCGUGUUGCUCAGUACCCAUAAGACCCGGUAUAUCCAUCCGCGACCUUCUGCUGGGCCUGUGUGAGAAGCUCUGUGUCAACCUGGCAGCUGUAGACCUCUUCCUGGUGGGAGGAGAGAAGCCUUUAGUGUUAGACCAGGACUGCAUGACGCUGUGCUCUCGUGACCUGCGACUGGAGAGGCGUACAUUAUUCAGGCUGGACCUGGUGCCCAUCAACCGCUCAGUGGGGCUGAAGGCGAAACCCACCAAGCCUGUGACCGAGGUUCUGAGGCCAGUUGUAGCCAAGUAUGGCCUGCACCUCGGAGACCUGGUGGCUCGGAUCAGUGGGGAGAAGGAGCCUCUGGACCUUGGCCUGCCCAUCUCCAACCUGGAUGGCCUACGGGUGGUGCUGGAGACAGCUGAACAUGGAACAGCCAAAGACAAACAGAAACUGGCCCUAACAAAGAGCCACGGACCGCCUCUGUCCACGAGGAGCCAGUCUGCCACAGGGGAGGACAGAUCGUCAGGGAAGGCCUCGUCUAUCAAAACCAGGGCCCAGUUGGAAAAACGAAAACAGAAAAAGCUUAAUAUAGAUGAAGCUGAAGAAUUCUUCGAGCUCAUAUCCAAAGCACAGAGCAACCGAGCUGACGACCAGCGGGGUCUGCUGACCAAAUCCGACCUCGUCCUGCCCGACUUCCUGCGCCUCGACCCGGAAACAAAUCCCACUGACCACCCCCUCAGCUCCACCCCUGCUUCCAACAAGCCCCGCCCCCAUUCCAAGGAGAACGGUUCUGCCCUCAGCGCCAGUCGCCAGUCACAAAGCUUGGAUUCUGCUGUGGACCGGCCCGGUGCCCGACGGGCCCUGAUGCCACCUUAUAGAAACCCUGCCCCUCCGAACCAGGCGCCGUUCAGUUCCAGCCUCUCACCCGUCUCACACGGCCACGGCGGGGCGCCAUCGGGGGGGUUCGACUGGAGGCACGAGGGCGGCGCCCAGGCGCUGGAGGAAGAGGAGCAUGGGAUGGACCUGACUCUGGUUGGCGAGGGCGACAUUAACAGCCCCAACAGCUCACUCCUCCCCCUGUGCCCCCUGCCCCUCCCACUUUCCCCAGACACGCCCCGCCUCCUCAGGGAGGACACUUAUCAAGACAGCUGGGCCCAGCCAGGUACUUCUCCUGUGUGACCUGUGACUCUCGCACACUUCUCUCCCGUUCUUCCUGAAGGUGUGUGUGUGUGUGUGUGUGUGUGUGUGUGUGUGUGUGUGUGUGUGUGUGUGUGUGUGUGUUUACUGAGUGCCGUGGACUUUCUCUUGUCUCUCUCUAAGCCUUCUGCCAAACUCCAGCAAAGUUGCCGCCCUCUGGUGUACAUACAUGGCCCUCUAAGCACUUUACUGAACCACUGGCAGAGACAUAUAGACAUAUACGCAGUUUAACAUCCUUUUAUCAGUUUUUCCAAGGGUCGCACAUGUACUCGUGCAAACGUGACCAUCACGUGUGGGUAGAUGCCAGCAUUGCUCACCGACAGGAGCUCCCAUCGCUGGAUGUAUGACUGAAACCUCCCGCAACACUAAAAUGCAAACACUGCUCGAAGACACAAGUCGCAUUUUUACACUUUGUCUGCCAGUGGCAUAUUACUGCCUCACCGAUGGUCACAUGGAUGGUAACGUGACUUGCUGCAACAUCUGAAGAGGAAGAAAAUUGAUGAUUUGAUGAUCUGACUGCCAUACAAAAUAUGUUUUUCCUCAGUUUUCAGACCCCCGUAGGGUUAUUGUAAAACGUGCAGUACCUAGUACCAACAGGAAAGUUAAUUUCAUACUUUUUUUGUACUUUUAAGAGGUUGCAUGUGAUUGCAAGUCCAUUUCUCUGCUUUUGAUCCACAUUCAUUCCACACAUGUAAACACAGAGUUCAUUCUUUAGCUCUCUGUUGGAGCUUUUCAGAAAUUUGGAAUUAACUCCGCUCCGUAAGAUUAUUUAUUCAGAUGACGGACGACUGGACCUUGGAUGUCUUGCAGUGGCAACCUGAGUGAAAAACCGCGAGAAGUCGCUUCUCUUUUCCGUUGAUUUCUUACAAGCAAUUCAACAAUGUUUUGACAGUGUUUGCGAAGUGUUUUUAGUCUAUCUUACAUAUGGUGUUAUGUAAAAUAACAUAAUAUAAUCCUGACUCAACCCUAAUUUAUCCCAUGUUUUUAUUUGAUAUCUUAUGCUAAAACAUGACAAAGCUAUACUAAUAGUGUACAGGUCUUUUUGUUUGGUUUUUGAGAUGCCAGCAUUGUUGAAUUGCCUGCCAUGGUUCUGACACUGAAGUCCUCUUGUGUGUUUUUUUUGCAGACUUUUUGAGAUGCUCAGUCCACUCUGUUCAGUGCCAUAAUCUCUGUAUUUGUGUAAAUAGAGUUAAAUAAAUGGUAGAAGUGAGAUCUCCUUUUUCUCACUUA
Electrophorus electricus (electric eel) is the source of this 5725-nucleotide messenger RNA. It is a transcript of the gene rgs12b, whose product is annotated as regulator of G protein signaling 12b. Gene Ontology annotation, cellular component: nucleus; plasma membrane; cytoplasm. Gene Ontology annotation, molecular function: GTPase activator activity; protein binding. The record is from RefSeq and is a predicted model, not a curated record. NCBI's taxonomy places the organism in Eukaryota, Metazoa, Chordata, Actinopteri, Gymnotiformes, Gymnotidae. Gene Ontology annotation, biological process: regulation of G protein-coupled receptor signaling pathway; signal transduction.